Messenger RNA from Cornus florida, 2100 nucleotides. Its product is annotated as UDP-D-xylose:L-fucose alpha-1,3-D-xylosyltransferase MGP4-like. The transcript is spliced from 4 exons. The record is from RefSeq and is a predicted model, not a curated record. Gene Ontology annotation, cellular component: Golgi apparatus. NCBI's taxonomy places the organism in Eukaryota, Viridiplantae, Streptophyta, Magnoliopsida, Cornales, Cornaceae. The coding region runs from base 388 to 1314 and encodes 308 amino acids. Gene Ontology annotation, molecular function: glycosyltransferase activity.
AUAUUUCCAUAUUCAGAUUUUUGGAGGCCUUAAUAUAUCUAUUUUAUUAAUUUCAUUGAUAAUAUGCAUGAUAUUUUUUAUAAUUAUAAUUUAAUUUUAAAACAAUAUCGGUAUUUAUUUAAUUUUCUCAGCGAGUCACUUUUAAGUUUUAAGUAACUCGCGCAGUGAAUCUUCCGAGAAAAACAAAAAAAAACAAAAAAAACAACAACAACAAACCUCGCGCAUUGAAGCUCUAAUCUAUUCGUCUUCUUCGAGAUCGGAGAUCGAGACUCUAGAAUUUCAUCACAGCUAUGACAGUGUCAAAUUGAGGUCAAUUUCAAAAUUUCUAUGUUACUUCAUAUAUCACUCUGUUUGAUUAUUUUCGAUUGAAAUAGUAACCAUAAAACAAUGUCAUCGUCUCUACAUCAAAGGCCAAUGCCCAACAGUCUCUCUGAAUCUAACCUAUUAUCUCCUCAUUCUUCAACUAAUUACCGAAAACCCAUCACCAUUUUCAACCGAACGGGCCUCUUAGUUCUUCUAUCUCUACUGAUAAUUUUGGGAAUUUUCUUUCCGUGGAUUAAUUUUCCUGUAAAAAUCUUUACAAACUCUAGAGUUUCUGAAUUGAAAUGGCGUGAAUACACUUUGGGGGAGGCGGUUUUGAAUGUGGCGAAGAAUGGGACUGUUAUAGUUUGUGCUGUGAGUGAGCCCUACUUGCCCUUUUUGAAUAACUGGUUGAUCAGCAUUGUGAGGCAAAAGCAUCAUGAGAAGGUUCUUGUUAUCGCUGAGGACUAUGCCACGCUUUACAAAGUGAACGAGAAAUGGCCUAGUCAUGCUGUGCUCAUCCCUCCUGCACCAGAUGCCCAAACUGCUCAUAAGUUUGGGUCUCAGGGAUUCUUCAAUUUUACAUCCCGAAGGCCUCGCCACUUGCUUCACAUUUUGGAGCUUGGUUAUAAUGUUAUGUACAAUGAUGUUGAUAUGGUCUGGUUAGCAGAUCCAUUUCCUUAUUUGCAAGGGAAGCACGAUGUGUACUUCACAGAUGACAUGGCUGCAGUGAAACCUUUGAACCACUCCCACGAUUUGCCACCUCCAGGGAAAAAGGGGCGGACUUACAUUUGUAGCUGCAUGAUUUACCUGCGCCCAACUAAUGGAGCAAAGCUAGUUAUGAACAAGUGGAUUGAAGAACUUCAAGCUCAGCCAUGGUCCAAAGCAAAGAAAUCCAAUGACCAGCCUGCUUUUAACUGGGCAUUAAACAAAACUGCAGGACAGGUGGAUCUGUAUCUGCUCCCGCAGGCAGCAUUCCCAACGGGGGGGUUAUACUUCAAGAACCAGACAUGAGUUCAUGAUACCAAGAGAAUGCAUGUUAUCAUUCAUAACAACUACAUUACAGGUUUUGACAAAAAGAUAAAGCGUUUUCAUGAUUUUGGCCUCUGGUUAGUUGAUCAUCAUGCCCCGGAGUCCCCACUUGGCAGACUAUAGCAAGUUGCAAAGACAUUUUUCAGAAUGGUAACAUAUAAUCUGCUGAUGCAGAGCGAAUCAUGGGUGCAAUUUACUUGCUAAUUAGCUCAUUUUUGGGCUCACAAGCUUUGGUCAGGCAUUGGAGGAUGCCAAUUACUGACGUCUAAUCAAAUUCCCCUGAACUGAUAAUGUUCCACUCUGUUCAAAGCUUGUCGAAAUAGUCUGCACAUAUUGUCCCCUUUGUUUUGAUGCGGAUUCAUUUAGCAUGAUGAAUGAAUUCCUUGUAAGUUUAUUAAUUAAUUUAUUUCCAAAUGACUAUUGAUAUUAUUUUUUGAAAAAAAAUCAAUAUUUGAAACUUCUCAAGCAAGUUAUUCAUUCAAUUAUGCCAGUCGGAUUGAUGACUUUCGGGUGUUCCUUCACUUGGUGCUCCAAUUUUUUUUUUUGUAAAGUUAAAGCAAUUGACUGAUGGAGUUGGGAUUCGAACCUGGAUCUUUGGCCACAAGCAUCACAUACUCUACUAUUGGGCUAUCACACCACAUCCUGGUUCUCCAAAUUGUUACGUGCGGAGUUUUGAUUAUUUAUUUAUUUUUUCAUCAAGCAGUGCGCACUUUAUGUUGCACAUCUUAUUCUGUAAUUUUUGAAUGAAUUUUAUGUCAUGUAUAGCAU